UGUACCUUGGCAACAGAGUAAACAAGUUUAGUAAGGGAAUUCUUCUUGGUGAAUCUAACUCCAAAAUGCGCAAAUUUAAAAGAAAAGUUUAUCGCGAAUAUGAAAACUUUGUGCGUCCCAAGACUCAUGUGGAACCAGAUCCUCCGAAGCCCAUUAAUUUAUCGAUUGAGGAUUUCAAUGCGCGCGGAGAAAUCGCCAAUCCUCGUGCUCCUUGUGUGGUGACCACCAUCGAUCCCGACUACAUAAAAGAUGCCAGUCUGCAGCGUUUGGCCAGAAAGUUUCGGAUGAAAACGGACAUUCUACUGCUGCGACAGAUAACACGCAACCGCUUCAUGUACUAUGCCACCCAAGAACUGUUCUUAGACCGAAAACGGGAGAAAGAGUACCAGGACAAUCUGUACGAGAAGGCCGAGGAGUUCCACAAGUUUGCCGAUGACUCGCUUAAGAAGAUGGAGGCGGAAGAAUUUAAGAAAAUGCUGGAGGCGCAAGAGAAGCUUAAGAUACUUAAAGAAAGCAAACUGGCCGAGGAGCUCAACGAGGUAAAACUGGAGCACCAGCGAGUCCUAAUGGAAGUGCAGGAAGUCUACGGUCGCUUUCAGUAUCUGUUAAAGCUUAUCAGCUACUUUGACGACACGGUGGAGGAGGACCAGACCGAAGGGGAAGAAGUCAGCAAUAAACUCAUUAUGCCGCAGGAGAUUGUGGCAAUGGAGAUUACCGAACGGCAUCCGGCAGGACUGGAGCAAGUGCGACAAAUCCAGAACUAUAUGGACAAGAUAGUACGACCUUAUUUGGCUAAGCGGAAUCAUCUUGACGCGGAGAUUUGGAUUCGUGGCUAUGAAAGGAAUCGCUUAAAGGUCUCCAACUACAAUAGACGAUUCACUCAGUUGGCACUCUUAAACCACAUCGUGGGAAUUCUCCAUGACAAGUCCCAAAAGACAUACGAACGCCAGGUGAAAGCCAAUGUGUUUCUCAAGGAUCCCGAGUUCUUGCAGCGACGGGUAGCAGGACUUCAGGAGCGGUCUAAGGGUUUAUUGAAUGACUACGAACAGAAAUACUGCAAAGACAAGCUGAAUAUCAAGCUAAAUAGCAUUAUCCCAGUGAUCCUAAAGCACAUCCAAAACAAAGUUCAGCCGGAGCAAAAGAAGGAGGUGACGGAGCCGCCGCCUAAGUUAGCAGAACAAAAGUCAUCCAAGCAGUGGCGCACUUUGGAGGAUAUGCAGCCGCCAACGCCGCCACCAAAGUCCACAUACGAGGACGAACAGGACACGACUCUGGCCAAAGUGGAGAAAAUCCAAGCCCAUGUUCUGGAACUCUUGGCUAAGUUGGACCACAUUGAACCAAACAAACUGCAGUGCGUGGAGCAGCAGGUUCGCCGUCGCAUGGCAGCGGAAAAGGAGAUGUCUCGCCGUGCUCUGGUCAAACAGAACCGCCUGCAUAACUGGAUGGCGCACUUUAAGAAGCACCACAAGCUGCAGGUGGAGCAGCGGUGGAAAAACAAGGUCUAACAUGGUCAACAAUAAUAUACACGUAUCAAUUUAAAAAUUAGAUAACACCUUGGUUAAAAGUAUAAAUUAAAUCGGCAUAUAUAAAA
Drosophila rhopaloa is the source of this 1591-nucleotide messenger RNA. RefSeq lists its product as uncharacterized. The coding region runs from base 66 to 1505 and encodes 479 amino acids. Lineage: Eukaryota; Metazoa; Arthropoda; Insecta; Diptera; Drosophilidae. The record is from RefSeq and is a predicted model, not a curated record. The transcript is spliced from 6 exons.